AAGAGAAAAAACAGAGGCGAUGGCAGUUCCCGCUCUAUUCCGCACUCAUCAGAGCGCCACGGGCCUCGUGUCUGGCUGCUUCGCUCGCUAUCUCUCUGUGUUCAAGAAUGGUAAACUCCUCAAAGGACGAUACAGCCACCGACGGCGACAUGUCCAGCGGCGAUUCUCCGCCGUCCAAUUCCAGCCUCUACUCCGAAGGCGAGAAGGUCCUUGCCUAUCACGGUCCUCGCAUCUACGAAGCCAAGGUUAUGAUUUUACUUUUCAGGUUCAAAGAGUCGAGCUUAGGAAGAAGGAAUGGAGAUACUUUCUGCACUAUCUAGGCUGGAAUAAAAAUUGGGACGAAUGGGUAAGCGUAGAUCGUCUGAUGAAAUGUACUGAUGAGAACCGUUCGAAGCAGCAGGCCCUAGAGAAAGGGUAUGCAGAAAAGAGCUCAAAGUCUGGACGAUCUGCACAAGCAAAGCCAAAAAACUCGACCGAUGCAAGAGUGGAGAAAGAGGACCACAAGAACAAUGUGUCAAAGGGGAAGAAACGAAAGAAUGACUCGGGCAUCAAGGACAAUCAAUCCGUAGAAAAAGUUAUCAAGAUUCAAAUACCUUCAACACUAAGAAAGCAACUUGUUGAUGAUUGGGAAUUUGUUACGCAGCAGGAUAAGCUAGUCAAACUUCCACGCACACCAACUGUCGAUGAUAUUUUGACAAAGUACUUGGAGUUCAGAUCCAAAAGAGAUGGCACCAUUACCGACUCACUGGGAGAAGUCUUGAAAGGAAUCCGAUGUUAUUUUGAUAAAGCAUUGCCUGUACUGCUCUUGUACAAUAAAGAACGUGAACAAUAUCAUGAGUUAGUCGUAGAUAAUGUCUCUCCGUCAACCAUAUAUGGUGCAGAACAUCUGCUACGACUCUUUGUUAAGUUGCCAGAGCUUUUGGCAUAUGUUAAUAUUGAAGAUGAAACACAGACCCGGCUGCACCAGAAGUUGCUUGAUUUUCUGAAAUUUCUGCAAAAGAAUCAGAGUACUUUCUUUGUCUCGGCAUAUGACGGCUGUAAAGGUACCGAGGGAAAGGGUAAGGGCAAAAAUGACUGAUCUGGCAUGGAGGUAGAAGAAUUCAUGAUACAUGUUGCCAUGCAUUACUAAACCAAUCCUCUUCUUGUAACUGUACAAGCCAUUUUUCUUUCUUUCCUUUUUUAACCUCUCUUAUUAAAGAAUAAUCUGUUCAUUUGUAAUUGAUAUUCAUUUGGUGCAUGCACUGUCCAUUUGAGAGUUGAGUAGCACUAGUGCUGUCCAUUCUUUAGUUUUUAGGAGUAAUUAGUCCAACUGCAAGGUUAUGCAAAGUUGUCGAAAUAUGAACAUUCAAACUGUAUUGAUAUUUAUUCAGAAACUGUGUCAAUGAUUUCUAUUACUUUUACUUGGAA
Momordica charantia (bitter melon) is the source of this 1407-nucleotide messenger RNA. Its product is annotated as MRG family protein. Gene Ontology annotation, cellular component: nucleus; histone acetyltransferase complex. Gene Ontology annotation, biological process: chromatin organization; regulation of DNA-templated transcription. The record is from RefSeq and is a predicted model, not a curated record. Lineage: Eukaryota; Viridiplantae; Streptophyta; Magnoliopsida; Cucurbitales; Cucurbitaceae.